Messenger RNA from Condylostylus longicornis, 699 nucleotides. It is a transcript of the gene Roc2, whose product is annotated as RING-box protein 2. Gene Ontology annotation, cellular component: Cul5-RING ubiquitin ligase complex; nucleus. Gene Ontology annotation, molecular function: ubiquitin protein ligase activity; zinc ion binding; cullin family protein binding. The transcript has 2 exons. Lineage: Eukaryota; Metazoa; Arthropoda; Insecta; Diptera; Dolichopodidae. The record is from RefSeq and is a predicted model, not a curated record. Gene Ontology annotation, biological process: ubiquitin-dependent protein catabolic process; protein ubiquitination. The coding region runs from base 168 to 482 and encodes 104 amino acids.
UUUUGGUGUGUAUUACUUAUUUUGUCAAACAUUAUUUACUUAAUUUUGACUGGUUUGUUGUACAUAGCAUUCAACAUUAAUUAAUUGAUUUUAAUGCAAAUUUAAUUUGGCAGAUCUAAUAAAUGAAAUUGUUAUAAUAAGUUACUAUAGCAUAACAGGCUUACACAAUGGCUGAUGAAAACGAAAGUUCUUCGGAAAAAUAUGAAAAAAUGUUCACAUUAAAAAAAUGGAACGCUGUAGCAAUGUGGAGUUGGGAUGUUGAAUGUGAUAUAUGUGCUAUUUGUAGAGUGCAAGUUAUGGACGCAUGUUUAAGAUGUCAAGCAGAAAAUAAACGUGAAGUUUUGGGAAAGCAGGAUUGUGUGGUAGUUUGGGGAGAAUGUAAUCACUCUUUUCAUCAUUGCUGUAUGUCACUUUGGGUCAAACAAAAUAAUAGAUGUCCAUUAUGUCAACAAGAAUGGUCAAUUCAAAGAAUGGGAAAAUAGAAAACUAAUCUAUGAUGUACAAUAUAAUUAAAAGAAUUAAGUCAAAUAGGAAGUACAUAUAUACAUACAUAUUUGCAAAAUGAAUUUCGUUUUAAAAUUUAAUAGCAGUUUUUAAAAGCAAAUUUAUAUUGUUUAAACAUUUAUAAUUGAAAGUAAAUUUAAGUAUUAAUAUUGAUAUUGAUUUUAAUAAAAGUAAGUUUGUGUGACAUUUACCAAU